AAAACAUAAUCAUUUUUACUGUGAUAUGCCUGAUAAAUCUAGGAUUUUUUACACAGAAAUUUUUGUUUGUGUAAAAUCUCACUCAGAGCUCCUCGGGUCGUUCGUGCACUAGUGAGGCAAGGAACCGAGGACUGCCGAAAACUUUCCCAUUCGGUGCGGACCUCGCAUACUUUGUCAUCAUGCAUCAUGUGAACGCUUGUCUUGACUGCUGAGAGUGCCAUGGAUCAAAGGAAAAGGAAUAUGACACAGAUUAAAGAAUUCUGCAUCAAACCUGAAGAACACAUGGGAUAAUGACUAGUAUUCCACAAUGGUGAAAUUGACCAUAGACCUUAUUGCAAGGGGUACCUCAGGGUACACUAAGAAGAAACGAGAUGAAUCCAUGCAACAGUAUUUGAAACGCCUUACUCAUCUUUAUUUAGAAGACAGAUCCAUCGAUGAAGUGGGUGAAGAUUUAUCAAUGUGCAGGAACUUGACUGUACUGUAUUUGUAUGAUAAUCAGCUACUAAAGAUCCCUGUCCUGCACCAUAACCAGCAUUUGACCAUGCUAUACCUGCAGAACAAUGACAUUCAUAAAAUAGAGAACCUAUCACCACUAACAAGGCUG
Molecule: messenger RNA, 604 nt
Organism: Saccostrea cuccullata (small rock oyster)
Lineage: Eukaryota; Metazoa; Mollusca; Bivalvia; Ostreida; Ostreidae
Product: protein phosphatase 1 regulatory subunit 42-like
Exons: 3
Molecular function (GO): protein binding
Source: RefSeq, a predicted model, not a curated record